This is a messenger RNA of Salvelinus namaycush (lake trout), 1891 nucleotides long. RefSeq names its product ras-related protein Rab-34-like. The record is from RefSeq and is a predicted model, not a curated record. Gene Ontology annotation, biological process: phagosome-lysosome fusion; endocytosis. The transcript is spliced from 11 exons. NCBI's taxonomy places the organism in Eukaryota, Metazoa, Chordata, Actinopteri, Salmoniformes, Salmonidae. Gene Ontology annotation, molecular function: GTPase activity; GTP binding. The coding region runs from base 271 to 1074 and encodes 267 amino acids.
CAGAGUCAGUGGUCCGCCUAAAAAACAAAAUAAUUUGCAGACUACGUUUUUCCCCACUCACUUCCGUAGAUCGAGUCUAUUUAGUGUAAGCAAAUACGGUGAGUGUUUUAGAAAGAUUAGGGUUAAUUUAUGUGAAAUCCUCAAAUCUAGAAACCAAACUAAAAGUCAAAGCAUUGUUUUUAUUGACUGAAAGACGGUUACUGCUCCGUGACGAAAGAACUCCAUCCCGUCCCGUUACAAGGUCUCUCUGAUCACUGUUAUCUUGGCCUAAUGUCUGUCCGAGUGCCAUCCAUGAGUGUGCUGCCUCCUGUUCGAAGGGACCGCAUUAUUGCCCAGCUUCCUCAGUUUUACAGUAAGAAGGCUGCUGUGCACACUAAAGAUGAGUUCAACUCCAAAGUGAAGACUGCCUGCCAGGAGCAACGCACUGGCACAGUAGGUAGGUUUAGAAUUGCUAAGGUCAUAGUGGUUGGUGACCUGGCUGUGGGAAAAACAUGUCUGAUUAAUAGGUUUUGCAAGGAUGCAUUUGACAAGAACUACAAGGCGACUAUUGGCGUUGACUUUGAGAUGGAGCGGUUUGAAGUGUUGGGGGUGCCUUUCAGCUUACAGUUGUGGGACACUGCGGGGCAGGAGAGGUUCAAGUGUAUUGCUUCCACAUACUACAGGGGAGCUCAGACUAUUGUUAUUGUGUUCGAUGUAAAUGAUGUGGCAUCUUUGGGCCAUGCAAGGCAGUGGCUUGAAGAUGCCUUGAAGGAGAAUGAUCCUACCAAUGUCCAGCUUUUCCUGGUGGGCACAAAGAAAGACCUAAGUUCUCCUGCUCAGUACUCUCAGAUUGAACAGGAUGCCAUCGAACUGGCUGAGGAAAUCAAAGCAGAAUAUUGGGCCUUGUCAUCAUUGACUGGGGAAAAUGUGAGGGAGUUUUUCUUCCGUAUUGCAUCAUUGGCAUUUGAGGCCAACGUUCUGGCAGAGCUAGAGAAGAGUGGAUCAAGGCACAUUGGGGACGUUAUCAAAAUUAACAGUAAUUCAAACAACGUGUAUGCAACAUCAAAGAAGAAACAGUCAAACUGUUGUCAAUGAAGACAAACACGUGACUACUACAGUAAAAAGGUACCAAAGCAAAAAGCAUAAUUUCCUCAGAAGAGAAACUGAGAACCACGGACCACUCCCAGACACAUGGAAUUUGCAGUGAGAGCUAGCAGACAGGACAGAGACUAGUGCCUUCACAGGCAUUUGAUUUUCAUUUCUGCUGGCCCGGAAAGAACAGCUCCUUGGUUGGAUGUGGAUUCCUGUGGUGCUUGGCUUAUUUUUGCCUAUCUAUAGUUUCGGAAUAUAAUUUCCUCUAUGUCAUUGCACUCCAUACUGUACAAUUCCAGUUUUUGAGUGUUGACAGAUUAUCGCGUUACUGCUUAAAUGGCUAUGGAUUAUGGACAACCAUGGAUGUCUUCAAAUACCUAAUAUGGAUAUUUUUAAGACACCACCAUUAGGCCUAUUAGAUUUUUUACAGUGUUGUUUUGUGUAGUGUUGUUUGCAUGCUAUAUGUUUUUUGCACAAUUUGUAACUAUAGCAUAGAUGGAAACUCGUAACUCCAUCCUGGGAGGUUAUAUUAUGCUAGCUAAGGAGUAUGAUUGCAUUGUUUGGAUAGUCCUAUUUUUAACAGCACAGAGGCGUUCAUACAGUGUGAGAGAUGUGUAUUAGUCAGAUGUACCUCAUCUACGUUAGAUAGAGACAAUAAUAUAACUGAGAAUGAUUAAUUUUGAAUUAUAUGCGAUAUUUGAAUGACUGAUCUUAUAUUAUCCCUCUAGUUGAAUAUCAGAAUCAGAGUGAAAUGUGCAUACAUACGUAUGUCUAGUUGUCCUUUUAGACAAUAAAUAUUAUUUAAGUUUUUUUUCUAAUA